AUGGUAGCGGGUCUCCGUGGGAGGGGUCGUUUCCUUGGUGCACUGUGGAGGGCUGAAGGCGGCAGUGGCGAGCAUACUGAUAUGAACACAGCUGCGCCGCUACUGGCCCGACUGUGGGGCGGCAACAUAACACAUGAUACCGCCAUUGAGCUGAAGAAGGCUGUGAAGUAUUCGCCCUCGAAAGACGGCUCUUGUCCACGCAGAAAUGCUGGCAAGAGGGUGCAGGGCGAGAAGGGGAUCGCUGGCAACACGCUGGAUCAGGUGGCUUCCUUCUUGGGCACGGGUCAUGGCCUCGUUGUGAUCUGUCCCUGGUUCGACAAGAGCACUGGGGGAACUCCGUCGUCGAGUGAAGAGCUGGUGGUGCGAGAAUGGCUACGCUCCCGUAUUAUAAGCGAAGGCAAAGGCAGCACCUUGUUCGUGGGAGGCACUGAUGAUAUUCUCAUUGCUGUCCACAUAAGACGCGGGGAUCUACUCGAUCGUCAGCAACACCGUAUGACUCGCAACCACUUCUUCGCGAAAACCGUGGCGCAUAUACUUACCCAACUUGCGCCUGAUAGCUCAGCUCAGGUCGUUGUUGUUAGUGAGACCUGGCGAGAAGGCGAUCACGAGUGUAGUCGAAAGAAGAAGCUUUGCAACCACUUAGGCCAAUCAGUGGACUUCGAGGUCUCUCUACGAAAGCAAGUCGCUGAUCUCGGUCGCGACUUUCCUGGCAGGUGGCGAGUCAGUGUCUAUCUCGACGCGGACACAGCGCGGUCCUUCCUCACAUUGGUCGCGGCAGAUUUGGUGGUUCUGUCGAAUAGUGGUUUUAGUGCAUGGGCUGGGCUAUUGAGCACAGGUAUUGUCCUCUACCCCGCUGACGCCAAGGCCCAAAGUGUCAUGCGGCGUAUGGCUUCCGAAGCCGUCAGCCCCAUACCUAUCCGUUUGACAGAUGCAUGGGACCAAGAGAGUGUGGCAGGGGAGUGGUCGCGGUAUCAGAAAUGCCCGGCCAGGCAUCGGAUUCGUAAUGCAGUUGUGAGAUGA
This is a messenger RNA of Perkinsus marinus ATCC 50983, 1020 nucleotides long. RefSeq lists its product as hypothetical. The transcript has a single exon. NCBI's taxonomy places the organism in Eukaryota, Perkinsozoa, Perkinsida, Perkinsidae. Bases 1 to 1020 code for a protein of 339 amino acids. The record is from RefSeq and is a predicted model, not a curated record.